AUGAAGAGGUUUCUCCUGGCCACCUGUCUGGUGGCUGUGCUGCUGCAGGAGGCAGGUGCAAUUCCAGCACUACAGGUCCCUGUCAAGACCAAAGGCAAACAUGUGAUCCUUGAGCAGGAAACAGAGAAGGCCUUGGGUGCCAGAGCUGUGGAACCCCUGGAGAAGGACCGCCAGCUGGGGGCACUGCUGCCUGUGUCCAAGGAGAAGCUUGCAGCUGCUGAGGAAAAGCGUUCAGAUGCCAUGACCUGGGUGGAGACUGAAGACAUCCUGAGUCGCUUUCGGAACCCUCACUACGGUCCAGAACUAGAUCUUGACAGCCUCCACCAUCCGACGUAUGAGGAGGUCCAAGAGGAGGAAGUGCCCCAGCCGUGGCCCGUGAUGUAUCGUCAGGUGCUCCAGGGGCCAGAGGAGGACCUUGACCACAUCUUCCACUCUCUGGAGGACUCCGAAUAGCUCUAAC
Molecule: messenger RNA, 460 nt
Organism: Peromyscus californicus insignis
Lineage: Eukaryota; Metazoa; Chordata; Mammalia; Rodentia; Cricetidae
Gene: Prap1
Product: proline rich acidic protein 1
Exons: 5
Coding region: 1-453 (150 amino acids)
Source: RefSeq, a predicted model, not a curated record